AUGACGGAUGUUCCAACUGGUGGCAGAAUUGUGCCCGUAGUCGAGGCCCAUCAGCAUUACUCCAUUAGUCCUACCGAUGAGGCCGUGGCCGAUCAACCCCGAUCAUUACAACUGUUCACAACACAACCACCCCAACUACCCCAAGAAGAAGACAGUGACGAACCAUCAGAUCAGAAGCUGCCGCCCCACUCCCAGGCCAAAUCAUCAAAAAGCACGCGCAGCAAAAAUGCGGAGACGGAAUGUCUGGAGCUACCUUGUCUCAAUAAACUAGGGCUCUAUGCUCUUCCCACUGAGGGUGAUGGCAAUUGCCUAUACUACGCCCUCUCCGACCAACUUUAUGGUGAUUUCACGUAUGCCGACCAAAUCCGGGUUCGUCUCGCAGACCACAUUGCUGCAAACAAGGACUACUUCAUGAAUUUCAUUGCCGCCGUCGGUGGAGAACGCAGGGCGCCUAGGCGCGCCGCUGCCUCGGCGGCUCGAUAUUCUUACCGUUCGUCUUCCUCCUCAUCCGCUAGCCCGGCACCUCCGUCCUCCAAGGAUAAGGAACGGAGCUUUGAUUCCAAGGUGGCAGAGUCUCGAAAAAAUGGCGUCUGGGGAGGGGCAGAGGAGAUCCAGGCAUUCUGCCAGUCAUAUAAAAGGGACGUCAAUGUCUACACCAUGUAUGGCAUUCAAAACUUCCGUGACGUCCAUGCCUCAGAUGAGGAAGAAAGGGAGCUUGUACAUAUUGCAUUUCAUGACUUCCACCACUAUUCCUCCGUGCGACACACAGAAGGCCCGCACACGGGCUUACCGUGUAUACCCAAGGCCGAUCAAACACUUCAGAAAGACGCAUCGUCAGCUGGGCCCACAGUCGUGGAUAUGGCCAGUCCCUGGAAAAUCUCGGCUAUCCAGGCCGGCCUCGGUGGCAAGUAUGACCGGGACACCAUCGUAGGAAUGCUACAACAAUGUCGCGGUAACAUCGACAGAGCAUUCACAAACCUGCUUGGCGAGGAUACCCGUGCACAUCCAGCAGAGACAUCUGCCUCUAGGGCAAUCAUGAAGUCUCGCCUUCAACCCUCCUCACGAUCUUCGUCCCCCUUCAGCACAGGUAGUAAACGCUCGGCAGAUGAAAGUGAACUUGAGGAUAAUCCUCAGCCGGCUACUCGGCGCAACCGAGCUAGGGACCAAAAAAGGCGAAUUCUUCCCGAUGUCACUGUCGGUAUUGCCUUCCGGGACGAUCAGAACGAUUUGGUUUCCCUACGGCUACGAGUUAGCCCGGAUGCGGUCGCGGAAAAGGCGACGGCUAGAGAAUCUCCUAGUCAGACAGAAAGUGAUUCUUUCGACUCGGGAACCGAUAGAACUGGGGUUCUAGAGAAGGACAAGAAGUCCAGAACCAAGCAGAAACCUGCUUCUAGCGAGACUGUCAGCCAGAAGAACGAAGCUACGGAAGAGCAGAAGCCACGGCGAAGUCAACGACUUACCCGGAGUCGGAACGCUCCAAAGCCUGCUUGA
Molecule: messenger RNA, 1491 nt
Organism: Aspergillus alliaceus
Lineage: Eukaryota; Fungi; Ascomycota; Eurotiomycetes; Eurotiales; Aspergillaceae
Product: OTU domain-containing protein
Exons: 3
Coding region: 1-1491 (496 amino acids)
Biological process (GO): protein deubiquitination
Molecular function (GO): cysteine-type deubiquitinase activity
Source: RefSeq, a predicted model, not a curated record